CCUCCUCCCUCCUUCCUUCCUUCCACUUGAUUUAAAGAGAAGCCGCCCUCCACCUGGGCACGUUACAAACCACACGGAGUACAAAUGAUCAACCAAUUGUCCUUUCGCUCCACUGAGCACGAUUUAUAACCGGCUCAUCAUGUCAGCGGAGCAGCCGUAGCGGCGGCGAACAUGGAGGAGCUGGAUGCCACCCAGCUGGACGCGGUUGCAUCUUUGCAGGCGGCAGUAACCUCCAACCUGACCUGGAGAGAGGGAGCACAGCUUGAGCUGCCUCCUCAGAUUCAGCUGGUCCUGGAGAUCGUCAUGGUGCUGAUGUGUUUGGGUGCUGUUGCAGGUAACAUCCUUGUCGUUGCUAUUGUGGCUGCAAACAAGACCUUGCACUGCUUACCAUCGGUCCUGAUUAUAAACCUGGCCAUCAGUGACCUCCUGGUCGGCAUUGGAGUGAUGCCCUUUGUGGCUAUGUCCGUCAUGAACUGUGGAUGGGCGCACUGUUCUGAUCUUUGCCUGUACGUGGGUUACACCUCGUCUGUGUACUGCACAGCUUCCGUGCUGACACUGGCUGCUAUCGCUCUUGAUCGCUACCACUCCAUCAUGGACUGCCUGCGCUACAACUCCCGCUGCACCCUGUUUAGGACCUGCAUUGUGGUCCUUUGGAUCUGGCUGCAGGCUCUGGUCACCAGCUCUCCCCCACUGCUGGGCUGGAGCUCCAUCAGGUACGUGCAACCAAUGUUCAUCUGUGCAAUCAACUGGGUGAGCAGUCCCAGCUACGCUGCUUCCAUAGCAGCCCUGUCAUACUUCACACCGGCCGUGGUCAUCCUCUUCUGCUACGUGAAGAUUGUAAAAGUGGCUCGCAGCCACGCCAGGAGGAUUCAGACACUGGAGGUCCCCGUUCAACGCAGCAGGAAUCUAAGUUCUGUGUUGCCACUUGGUGAUUCGUCUCCACCACACUUUGGCAGCCAGUAUAGUCCCUCCACCCUGAUUUAUCACGUGACUGGACAGUUUAUAUCAGAGGUCAACAAAGAAGGGAAUCCUGUUGAGUCUGAAGUCCCCGAGCAGCCAACAUGCAACACGACAGCCAGACGUCUAUUCUUCCAGGCCCAGAACACCUCCCAGCAGCUCCAUAAUCACCAAGGACUAGUGCGCCUCUUCUUGGUCAUCUGUGCAUUCUUCCUAUGCUGGACACCGUAUGUGGGACUGACCCUUGUUCAGGCCACCGAAACGGCAAUAACGGGCGAGUCCAACCUCGUCCCACACACUGCCGUGACCUUCUCCUACUGGUUGUUGUUGCUAAACUCUGACAUCAAUCCUCUGCUGUACGCUCUGCUAAGCCAGCGUUUCCAGACUGCCCUUUGCACUCUGAAGGAAAAAAUAAGGACCCGUGUGCGAUGUGUGCUUGGGAGGAGAGAGGAGGUCAAAGCAGGUGACACACCCCAUCCUGGUGCAUCUUCAACCUCUGAAUACGAUGUCUCUCCAUACGCGUCCUCUGUUUUUACAGUGAGCACUGACUAUACACACUCUGAAGAGCAUCUCUGCAAAGUGUGCCAUCUUCAAAAUACCUCAUCCAUCUGCUCCCUGUGCCAAAACUCUGGUGAGGUGAAGGAGGACCGCUUACAGGUUCCCUCUCGGCCACAGGAGGGCAGCAGACUGCCUUUUUCUGCUCUAACCACAGGCGGUCAGACCACUUUCUUCUACGGCCAGAUUACAGUGAGAUUGGAGCAUGAUGUCUGUUAGUCUGAUUUCUGCAGAAAAGUCCUAUUUUAAAUAAUUUAUACCAGUCAUCCAAUGAUACUGCUCGUGGCUAAAUCAAUGAAAAACCUGGACAAGUGUGUAUCUGUAUGGAAAAGGCAUUUUUGUUUUUUAAUAUGUUAUGUGUGAUUACACUUGAAGAUAACCAACAGUAGCUUUUAAUAAACCCAUUGUUUAUUCACACUUUGUCAUAAUCAAUAUGUUGCAUUUUGGUGUAAAAAUCAUAAUUCCUUACAAAGGUUUACAUUUAUGUCUAGCAAUAAUUCCAGAGGAAUACAAUAUUAUUUAUUGUCAUAGAGCAUGACAAUGGGAAACAGUGCUGAUGUAGUCGACUG
Messenger RNA from Thalassophryne amazonica, 2081 nucleotides. Its product is annotated as 5-hydroxytryptamine receptor 1D. Gene Ontology annotation, biological process: G protein-coupled receptor signaling pathway. The coding region runs from base 172 to 1731 and encodes 519 amino acids. The transcript has 3 exons. Gene Ontology annotation, cellular component: membrane. The record is from RefSeq and is a predicted model, not a curated record. Lineage: Eukaryota; Metazoa; Chordata; Actinopteri; Batrachoidiformes; Batrachoididae. Gene Ontology annotation, molecular function: G protein-coupled receptor activity.